Molecule: messenger RNA, 630 nt
Organism: Schistosoma spindalis
Lineage: Eukaryota; Metazoa; Platyhelminthes; Trematoda; Strigeidida; Schistosomatidae
Source: the annotation of a GenBank genome assembly
AUGAAUAGAUCCGGUAUCACAUAUAAUGAUAAUAAUAAUAAUAAUCUUAUAUCAAAUAAUCCAAAUUAUCAAAAAAUUUAUCAUAAUCCUAUUGAAAAAUUAUAUAAUUCUAAAAAAAAUUUAUCCAAUUCAUUACGUAAUUCACCAACAUUUUCAAUACAAUCAGAACCAUAUUUAAAUCAAUCAAUUAAAAAAAAUAAUUCAAAUUUAAUAUCAAAAUCAAUAAUCAAUAAUCAAUCAAAUAUUGAUUCAUCAUUAUCAAUAAUAAAUAUUAAAAAAAUAUUAGAAAGAUUAAAAAAUGAAGUUGAUAUAGAACGUAAUAAACGUACAUUAAUUAUAAAACAACAUAAUCAUAAUAUAAAUAAAUUAACAAAACAAUCACAAAUUGAUCAUUCUAUAUUAUUAUAUGCAUUAAAACAUGCAGAAAAUAAAGCAAAAUUAUAUCGUGAUGAAUAUUAUAAACUUAAAACUAAAGUUCAAACAAAGUAUAGUAAUUCAGAACAAGAGAAUUCCAAGACAAAUAAUACCAUACAGAAUAAAACAUCUUUGAAAAAUCAAUCUGAUUGGGUAAUUAAUAAAAAUGAUCGUAAUCUAUCCUGUAAAUCUAACUCCAGAUCUUUAAUCCAAUAA